GCAGUCUCUUCGAUCACCCAAGUUCACUUCGAUCUGUCAACAUCGUCUUCAUUUUGACGAUGUUUUUUGUCUAACUUAUGGCAUCAUCUUCUUCCGCAGACGAAAUUUCUUAUUCUAUCAGACAGGAAAUUAUACGAUUUGAAAGUGUUCACCCCAGCAUUUACGCGAUAUACGAUCUCAUCGAUUCGAUUGAUGACAAGGGUCUUUCAGAUUCUCUUAGACAAUUGGUUGUCUCUAUCGAAGAUGCAUUCGUCAAUAGCCAGGAAUGGACCUUAAGUCAUUGUGUCCCAGACAUCAAGCUGGGACUUCUUGGCUCCGUUCGUAGUGGAAAAUCUGCUCUGGUGCACAGGUACCUAACUGGAACAUAUCUUCACGAGGAGUCCCCAGAGGGUGGACGUUUCAAAAAGGAGAUAUCACUGGAAAAUCAAAGCCACCUUCUUUUAAUCAGAGAUGAGGGUGGACCCCCGGACCAACAAUUCAGCCACUGGAUCGAUGGUGUUAUUUUCGUAUUCAGUCUGGAGAAUUUUGAAAGCUACCAAAUUGUCUACGAUUAUUUCGCCAGACUGUCUACUUACAGGAACACUUCUAACCUCCCCGUUCUGUUGGUUGGAACUCAAGAUUCCGAUGGUGAACCUUACGUAAGGGUUAUAGACGAUGUCCGUGCCCGAAAGCUGGCAAAUGACCUUAAGCGUUGUGUCUAUUACGAAACUUGCGCUGCAUAUGGUUUGAAUGUUGAGCGAGUGUUUCAAGAUGCUUGUUUAAAAAUAUUACAGUCUCGCUCUGCGCCGUCACACCCACCACCUCAGAAUUCCGCCUCACUACAGCCAGCUCCUGCUACGGUACGUUCUAACACGCUCUCGUCAGUUUUGUCUACUCCAUCUGUUUCUGUUCACACUGGAGAACAUAGUAGUCGGUCUUUCUCUCAGCCUCUGCCACCCGCUUCCCUUGUCCGAUGCCCGGAUCUUCUCACCAAUCCAGGCUUCGAACCUGAUGGUCUUGAGGAAACGAAAGGUGAGACGAAUGAUUCCCUUACGCCAAGCAGUACUCCAACUCAUUCUCGUAAAAACCGAAGAAAAUCUAAUUUAUUCACUUUUGAAGGCCGCUACCGAUCUAUGAUCUACUUUUGGGGCGAAAUCGUGUCCGCUCAUUCCAACUCAUACGAAAUCGCGUGA
Dicrocoelium dendriticum is the source of this 1172-nucleotide messenger RNA. The record is from the annotation of a GenBank genome assembly. NCBI's taxonomy places the organism in Eukaryota, Metazoa, Platyhelminthes, Trematoda, Plagiorchiida, Dicrocoeliidae.